Rotaria sp. Silwood2 is the source of this 414-nucleotide messenger RNA. The record is from the annotation of a GenBank genome assembly. NCBI's taxonomy places the organism in Eukaryota, Metazoa, Rotifera, Eurotatoria, Philodinida, Philodinidae.
AUGAAUAAAUCGAACAAUUACGUUCGUACAGCUCAAGUAACAGCAAAUGAAAUAGGUAUGAGUGAUCAACACCAGAUGGAUGAUCAACAUCAGCAACAUUAUACUCAACCAGCAGUGUAUGUAGAUGACAACGAUAUGGAACGACGAGAAGGUCUUCUUCGUUUAUUAGAACAAAAUCCGCACAUGCUGCGGGAUUUCAAUCAAUUUAUCGAAUUUACACGAGCUCGUAGUGCUCAAUCAACCGUUCAGCAGAUGUACGAUGGGCGAAGUAUACAAGAUCAACAGUCGAUUCCUUCUAUUUUAAAUAUUAAUACAAAUAUUCAGCAUAAUUCAUCAACUCCGAAACGUGGUCGACCUCUUAACGACAGUGGGAAGGGGGGAGGGGUCCAUCAGCUUUGCACCGAAACAACGUAA